AUGUUCAAACAAUCCGAAUCCGUCAGGCGUAUAGUACGUGAUGUCCAGAAGGAUGGCAAUCGCAAGAUUAGUCCAGACCAAGUCGUUCACGCCUGGAACGUGCCCAUGACAAGCGAGAUUCCUGCGCCCAAAGGAGCAGACAGACCCUUGCCCAACUUGUGGAUUGAAGAGGGGACUCCCAAAGCCGGCCUGCAACAUAUGGUUGGAAGCGACGACAAGAUUGGUUCGUGGGAAGGCAAGGGCGUCCCUAGGGAGCUUCAACGAGAGAAGAUACCAAUGUUUGUUGAGGCGGCAACUACGGCAGGUAGACGCAUCACCACUCAGGGCUCAAGGGAUGAUCGUCACAUCAUGUCAACAUACAUUGAGGGCCGUGUGUUGAAGACUGCAGUUACAGUCGGAAGCAAUGGGUUUAUAGUAGGGGCCAAUCCCGCGAAGAAGUUCAAGGUCAAGCCGGGCGACCCGGGCGAGGUCAGCGAUCGUACAGUGGAAAACUUGUACCGAUAUCCGCUUAACUGCCCGGACAGGAGGCGGACUGACGAGGCGAAAAAGGGGGAGGAAAUGGAGCGCAAGGAGCCGGCUAUGCCAAAGGCGAAAACAUCCCAUUUGGGAAGGUUUUUCAGCAGAGACAAGUGA
Colletotrichum fioriniae is the source of this 633-nucleotide messenger RNA. RefSeq lists its product as uncharacterized. The record is from RefSeq and is a predicted model, not a curated record. NCBI's taxonomy places the organism in Eukaryota, Fungi, Ascomycota, Sordariomycetes, Glomerellales, Glomerellaceae.